Messenger RNA from Ceutorhynchus assimilis (cabbage seed weevil), 3821 nucleotides. Lineage: Eukaryota; Metazoa; Arthropoda; Insecta; Coleoptera; Curculionidae. The record is from the annotation of a GenBank genome assembly.
ACACCGUUUAUACGCGUACUUGGAGCGCUUCAAUACCGCGACGCGAGUUUUUUUAAAUUUACUAGCGGAUUGGAUUAUUAGUGGAUUCGGAUGAGUUGUUUUGUCUAGCUUUAUAUAAAAUUUGAAGGUCGAUUUAUUGGAUUUUUAACAUCACUGAAAUUUUAAGGAAUAAAAAUAUUAUAUUGCAUGUGGUCAGCACAUACUUAAUAGUUUUUUGUUGACUUGAUUAUCGCUGUUACAAACAGUAAGUAACGGAAUUCGGUACCAAAGUGUGUUGCACUGAUGGUGAAUGAUUCCAAUGUUAUCCCACGUUGUCGGAGGUUCGGGUGCUCAAAAUGUCCCUAGUGGUUAUGUGCCCAAUGGACAACCCACUGCAACGUUUCCUCCCGCAAAUCACUAUCAUCAGAUUCACCAUCAAUUUACUAACAGCUAUGGAGUUAAUGGAGAGCAACAGCAAAAAAGUUUACCAUUACAAACGAUGCAACCACCUGAAGCUGCUCCAGCAACAGUGCGAACCCAAAACAAUGUAGUAGUGAAUCGUGCUCAUCCUGAAACUAAUGUGAACAAUAAUCGUGCUAGGACUGCUAAUAAUCAUCAGUGGUAUCAACCACCGCAGACGCCCUAUAAUUAUGGUGCUAACAGUAAUAGCCGCGAGAUGCGGAACAAGGCUGAAAAACAACGCAGAGAUCGGCUGAAUGCUUUUAUAGCCGAACUGGCCGGGCUGGUGCCGAUGGUAUCCAAAAGUGCAAAACGUAUGGAUAAGACCAGCAUCUUAAGACUGACGGCGACUCAUUUGAGGAUUUAUCAAACCUUGGUAAAGGGAAAAGGUGCUCCUCACAUGGAAUUGCCCCCACAAGUGGACCAGGAUGUCCUAGAACAGCUUAUUUGCGACCAGAUGGGUGGUUUUUUGCUCAUCACUUGUACGAAUGGGAAAAUUAUCUUUGUUUCGCCCACGGUCGAAACGCUUUUAGGACAUUUACAAACAGAUCUAAUGGGUCAAUCACUGUUCACAGUAACCGCAUCCGAGGACCACGAUAGGUUACGGAUGUAUCUGGGUAGUGAAGGAGAGAUGGAACAAGGCUGGAAAAAAUAUUUUAAUAUUAAAGUUAGGCGGGCAGGUCCGAAAUCGGAAACGCCCCAGUACGAGUUGGUGAGCAUGAUGGGCUUGCAUAGGAAUAUGUCAGUUUUGGAACAAGCUAGUACCAGUGCUAGUGGUAACAGUAGUCCCAUGUCGUCGGCUGCGUCUACUUCUUCGAUACAAACUUCAUUAAAUACUGACAUUUUAAUCUUUUUCGUUAAACUGUGCCGUCCCCAGCCACUUGUAGACCGACUAGUAGCUGCAUCCAAAGACGAAUACGUCACCAGGCAUCUGAUAGAUGGCAGGAUAAUCGGUUGUGAUCAGCGUAUAGCGCUGAUCGCUGGAUAUAUGAUCGAAGAAAUUCAAGGCCACAGCGCUUUCCAGUACAUGCAUAGAGAGGACGUACGAUUUGUGAUGAUAGCUUUAAGACAAAUGUAUGACAAAGGCGAAAGUCGAGGAAACUCUUGUUACCGUCUAAAAUCGCGUAACGGUCAAUUCAUUUACCUAAAAACCUUCGGUUUCUUAGAAAUCGACGAUCAGGGCAUUGUGGAAUCAUUUAUCUGCGUUAACGUGCAAGUGGACGAAAAUGAAGGCGUCCAUCACAUUAGCGAAAUGAAACGGCGCUAUAGCGCCCUCUUUACCAGCUCAUUGGCCAGCUUGCCGUACCAGGACGAUGGUAAUUCGAGUGAUGGAAGCAACGUGGGAAACAUGACUUGGAUGUCUCCAGCCAGUGUUGCUUUGGCUGCCAGUAGACUCGACCGAACUGAAGAUCCUCAAGCAUUGCAGGCGGCGCUCAACGAGCUAAUGCAAAACUUGCCGUCGCCGGGAUCAGAAGAGACCGACACUGAGCAUCCGGUUAAAGUUGAAACGCCUGAGUCACCAGUGGCGCCGCCCAGUGUAGGCAAAGUUAUGCCUGAAAGUACUUGUACUAGCACAGCUACAUCUAAACAUCCGUAUCUGCGCAUGAAAUCCAGUGGAAAGAGGGCGUCGACAGCAUCGCCCGAUCCCGUCAAGAGACAAAGGCUUACCAGCGUAGAUUCGGAGUGUUCACAACUGUCUCCUGUCAGCACUUGCUCGUCUACGCAACCGCAGCCCCAUCAAACGGAGCCGCAUCUAUGCAAAAUACCAAAGCUAGAAGAGCAAUAUCUAUCCUCGACCGCAGACAUGAUGAGACACCAGCAUCACCACGCGACGUGAAGGGCCUCUUAGUUGCAAUUUUCUUCUUUUCUAAUAUUAAGUUAAAUUUUGUUGAGUAUUCGGAAAGCUUUGACAAAGUGAAUGUGAUAAAUUUUCGUAAAAUCAAAAUCCAUCCUUCUAAAUAGGACAAAAACCAAAUGAAAUUUGAGGAUUUUUGAUAAAGGAAUUAGUGAAAAAAGAUUCACCAUUUGUUUAAUUUCGAACCUAAUUAGUCAACGAAGAAGGUCCAAUUUUUGAUACUAUUCACUUACUUUUACUAGCGCGAUUUUUUUUUCUCCUGAACAUGAGUGUAAAUAUUUGGUGGUUAUUCUAUAAAAUAAUUUAUUUAACCAAACCUGAUUUUUGGUUUUUAGUCUUACUGAAACUGAACUUCUGGCACAUUAUUGAAAUCUUUUGUAAAGGGAAAAAAUACAUAGUUUUUAUAAACACAAAUUUGAGGGAUUUCAGAAACUUUUUGAUUACUUAGAGGCAAUGAAUAACUCUAAAUUAUGUUUCAAAAGAUAACAAAUAAAAUGGUGCCAUGAAACAACAGAAAAACAUGAAAUGUAGACUAAUUAUGUUUAGGUUAUCAAGUAUAAGCAUAAUAUAUAUUAUAAAAUAUUCAUUAGGUAAUUUUUUGUCAAACUUGUACAGAUUUUUAUUAUUCUCAUAACAAUUUGUUACUAUAAUAAUUAACUAUUAUCGAUAUAGUAAUUCCUGUGAUUGUAAAGAAAUAAGAGUUAGCGAACAAAGUGUUUAAUGUAGAAUUAGAAUUUAAAGAUUCUUUCUUUUAACUGUUAUUAGAGAUAGUUUAUGGGUAACUCUGAUAGGGAAAUAAAGUAAUGCUUAUGGUGUGCCACAAAUGGCGACUUCGAAAAAUGAGUGAUGGAUAUAGUGUAAUUGUAAUUCCUCCUCCUGACUAUCGGAAUUACUCAAAUAUCUCUAAUCAUACAUUGCAAUUCACAUAGACUGUAUACACUAUAUUAAACACUUUGUGAGUAACUAUGUUGGAGCGUAAGAGUUGUUUUUUUUUUUAAUGUAGGUGAUACAAUCGGCUCAUUCUUGAUUUUUUUUUAUUGUUUAGAUAGUUAUUUUUUAAAAAAGCGUAACGCCUAAUCUGCACGUCCUUAUCGCUGUUCGGGUUUAUUGUUAAACAAUUCGAAACAGCUUUAAACGUGGUUUUAGAUGAGCUUACAGAGAAAAGACUUUUGAAAUGGGUAUUUAUAGUUUGUUGACAAUUUGCCAUGUUUGAUAUACUAAAACAUACUGUCUGUUUUAAAGGAACAGAUUUUGAUAAAGGAUAAAGACGAAUGUGGCAAAAUGUUAUAGAAACUAUAUAAUCUAAUAAAUAAUUUGAGCAAACUUUUCGAGUGAAUAUUCUCUUUAGAUCGUUGUCUAGGUAUAACUUUCACUCAAUGUGCUUGUUAAGAAAGGAUAAAUGAAAAUGAUUGGACCGAGGAUCGAAUGCCGGGCCUUUUGUAAGACAAAAAGACCGGUUGUAGCUUAAGUAUAAAAAAAACUGUAUAUGAUCACAAUAUUUGUUUAAAUAAAAGUCGUUUUUAUUAUG